AAAGUGUUGAUUACGGACCGGUUUUUGUACAAGAACCAGAUGAUGUGAUAUUUCCCACUGAUUCUGAAGAGAAGAAAGUGUCUCUGAAUUGUCAAGCUCGUGGGAAUCCUGCUCCCACAUACAGAUGGCUUCAAAAUGGAACUGAAAUCAAUAUUGAAAGUGACUAUCGCUACAGUUUAAUAGAAGGAAGCUUGAUCAUCAGCAAUCCCAGUGAAAUGAAGGACUCUGGACAGUAUCAGUGUUUAACGACCAACAUAUUUGGCAGUUUAUUAAGCAGAGAAGCCAUUCUUCAGUUUGCAUAUCUGGGAAAUUUUAGUGGUCGGACGAGAAGUGCUGUCUCUGUGCGGGAAGGUCAGGGGGUUGUCCUGAUGUGCUCCCCUCCGCUUCAUUCACCAGAAAUCAUCUAUAGCUGGGUAUUUAAUGAAUUCCCAUCUUUUGUGGCAGAAGAUAGCAGACGUUUCAUCUCUCAGGAGACAGGCAAUCUCUACAUCUCCAAGGUGCAAACAUCUGAUGUGGGCAGCUAUAUAUGCUUGGUAAAAAACACAGUGACAAAUGCCAGAGUUCUGAGCCCUCCUACACCUUUGACGCUGAGAAACGAUGGUGUGAUGGGGGAAAUGGAGUGUUUUGCACUUGGCAACCCUGUUCCAACAAUCUCAUGGAAGAAAGUUAAUGGUCACAAUCCAAGUAAAGCCCGCCUGAGAAAAUCCCAAGCUGUGCUUGAAAUACCUAAUGUGCAGCUAGAGGAUGCAGGGAUGUACGAAUGUAAAGCUGAAAACUCCCGUGGAAGGAAUGUCUUCAGAGGACAGCUACAAGUGUACACCUACCCACAUUGGGUGGAUAAACUUAACGAUACGCAGUUAGACAGUGGAGAUCAACUUCGAUGGGAAUGUAAGGCCACUGGAAAACCACGUCCCACGUAUCGUUGGCUAAAAAACGGAGUUCCUCUCUGGUCACAGAGCAGAAUUGAAAUGGUUAAUGGUGUGCUGAUGAUCCACAGUGUGAAUCUCUCAGAUGCUGGAAUGUAUCAGUGCUUAGCAGAAAAUAAGUACGGCACCAUUUAUGCCAGUGCUGAGCUGAAGAUUUUAGCUUCAGCUCCCACUUUCCCAUUAAACCAAAUGAGGAAAACAAUAAUUAUUACAAAGGGCCAAGAAGUUGUCAUUGAGUGCAAACCACAAGCCUCUCCAAAGCCAACUAUCACUUGGAAGAAAGGAGACAAAGCACUAAGGGAGAGUAAGAGGGUAACUUUUCUUCCUUAUGGGAGCCUGAGAAUCCUGAAUGCUUCCAAAUCUGAUGAAGGACGAUAUGUAUGCCAAGGUGAAAAUGUAUUUGGGUCUGCAGAAAUUGUUGCAUCAGUAUCUGUAAAAGAACCUACAAGAAUAGAGCUGACUCCCAAGAAGACAGAGCUAACAGUUGGGGAAAGCAUUGUCCUCAGCUGCAAAGCCAUUCAUGACAACACUCUCGAUGUCACAUUCUAUUGGACACUCAAUGGGCAGCCUAUUGACUUUGAAAAACAAGGUGGACACUUUGAAAGCAUCAAGGCACAAGCAUCCUCGGCAGAUUUAAUGAUCAGGAACAUCCUGUUGGUGCACGCAGGGCGAUACGGCUGCCGGGUGCAGACCGCAGCAGACGCGGUGUCUGAUGAGGCAGAGCUGCUUGUUCGGGGUCCUCCGGGUCCCCCAGGAGUUGUGAUAGUGGAGGAAAUCACAGACACCACAGCAACCCUCUCCUGGAGUCCUGGUGCAGACAAUCAUAGCCCCAUCUCCCUCCACAACCUGCAAGCACGCAGUCCAUUUUCACUUGGCUGGCAGACUGUGAAAACAGUUCCAGAUGUCAUAAGUGGUGAUAUGGAAUCUGCCAUGGCCGUCGAACUCAACCCAUGGGUGGAGUACGAGUUUAGAGUUGUUGCAACUAACAAAAUUGGCACUGGUGAUCCAAGCGCACCAUCCCGAGUGAUCAGGACCAACGAAGCAGUUCCAAAGACACCUCCAGCUAAUGUAAGUGGCAGAAGUGGAAGACGACAUGAAUUAGUGAUAGCAUGGGAGCCAGUGUCAGAAGAGUUUCAGAAUGGAGAAGGAUUUGGAUAUAUUGUGGCUUUCAGACCCAAUGGGACACGAGGUUGGAAGGAAAAAAUGGUGACAUCUUCAGAUGCCUCGAAGUUCAUCUAUAGAGAUGAAAGUGUGCCACCUCUGACUCCUUUUGAGGUGAAAGUUGGUGUUUAUAAUAACAAAGGAGACGGUCCAUUCAGCCCUAUUGUGGUCAUCUGCUCAGCUGAAGGAGAACCCAGCGCUGCUCCUGUUGAUGUCAAAGCCACGAGUUUGUCUGUAUCAGAGAUACUUGUUGUGUGGAAACAUAUUAAAGAAAGUCUAGGAAGACCACAGGGAUUUGAGGUUGAUUACUGGAAGGACAUGGAGCAGGAAGAAGCAGCAGAAAAAGUCAAAACUGCGGGAAAUGAAUCAUCCAUCCUCCUGACAGGAUUGGAAGGAAACACAUUAUAUCACCUAACCGUGAGGGCAUACAACGCUGCAGGGUAUGGACCACCGAGCACUGCGGUGCGUGCAGCGACCAAGAAGUCUCCUCCCAGCCAAGCACCAGGCAAUAUUAUGUGGAUACAAGAUGGGUCUCACGUGUCUCUUGGAUGGGAGCCAGUCAGACCUCUAGCUAAUGAAUCUGAUGUAAUGGGAUACAAGGUGUUAUUUAGACAAGAAGGCCAGAGCAACAGUCAAGUUAUAGAAACACAGAAAACCUCUGCCGUGGUACUCCUUCCUGACGUUGGCGUCUAUAUUAUUGAGGUGUGUGCAGUCAGUGAAGGAGGAGACGGGACUGCUAGUCCUCAAAUCAGAGUUCCAUCUUUUUCAGGACGAAAAGCAACGAGUGCUCAAUCCACUUUACAUUCUUUCUCUACUUCCUCAUCUUUUGUAAUGUUGCUUUUGGCACUGAUGGUUCCUUCAGCCUCCUGGUGAAGACUGAAAACCUCGUUAUUGUUGUUGCUUGUUUGCUUUAGCUUGAUGACAACCGAGGAUGGAGUUUUAUGUCUGUGGAAAAACUGGCAACCCAAGCUAAUGCUCAAAGACCCAUAGAAAUACCUGUGGAGCACUGCGAGGAAUGCUGGGUACAUAGCCAAUAAUUCAUCAGGUUUUUCUUUUUUCUUCAGUUAUUUUUUUAAAGUCCUCUGGGUAGGGGACACUUUCUGGCCCAAAAAUAUGCAGAUUGUAUGUAACAAACUUUUGUAAGCAAAUGUAAUUUCUGUCAAAUGUACUUUACUUUUUUAAUACAUUUAAUUUGGUGACCCCUGUCAUGUAUCAUUAGAUGUUUAAACAGUGGUGUCUAGUACCGUAUAUCUGUUUGGUUUGG
Molecule: messenger RNA, 3351 nt
Organism: Tinamus guttatus (white-throated tinamou)
Lineage: Eukaryota; Metazoa; Chordata; Aves; Tinamiformes; Tinamidae
Source: RefSeq, a predicted model, not a curated record